Tachysurus vachellii is the source of this 1657-nucleotide messenger RNA. RefSeq names its product atonal bHLH transcription factor 1a (gene atoh1a). NCBI's taxonomy places the organism in Eukaryota, Metazoa, Chordata, Actinopteri, Siluriformes, Bagridae. The transcript has a single exon. The record is from RefSeq and is a predicted model, not a curated record. Bases 127 to 927 code for a protein of 266 amino acids. Gene Ontology annotation, molecular function: protein dimerization activity.
CAGUAAAGAAAUCCUCCUGUGGAAGGAGUACGCGCAACAGGUGCAGGAAGGAGACCAGAGCCCCCGUCACCGCACACACACUCACCGGUCAUUCAUAUAUUUUUUGGAAACCUCCGUCCCGCGAAAAUGGACGUCAUGGGCACCUGCGAAGACGCGAGCACGGUGGAGUCGGACGCGGCGUGUGGGGAGCGCUUUCCGCUCGCUUUGGCGCUGAUGGAAGGCGGCGAUGCACGCGCCUGGCUCGCUCCUUCACACGCUGAAUACCUGCCGCACAGCUCGGGGUCCUCGAGCACGGAGGGCGUGUCCGGUUCGCACGUAAACAAGGGUGCAAGGGUGGGGGGCGCAGUACGUGUGCGCGAGUUGUGCCGCCUCAAGGGAGCGACGCGGGCGGAUGAGGGCAGGCAGCGCGCCCCGACCAGCAAACCCGCCAACGUGGUGCAGAAGCAGAGACGCAUAGCGGCGAACGCACGAGAGCGCCGGCGCAUGCAUGGUCUGAACCACGCCUUCGACGAGCUGCGCAGCGUCAUCCCCUCUCUCGACAACGAGAAAAAGCUUUCCAAGUACGAGACACUCCAGAUGGCACAGAUCUACAUCAACGCGCUGUCCGACCUGCUGCGUGCUCCCGGCGCAGAAGAUGACGCAAAUAACGGUGACAUGUUGCCGGCCGUCUACGGGGGUGAAAGAUCAUCAAACUCGUUUCCUGUUCAGCUCGCCGGCGUUUCAUUCCCGUAUGAGGAAGACGCGUUUGUGUCGCUCGGAGCGAGCAAGUCUGCCUCUGAAUGCAGUAAAGACUCUCCGCGGUCCAGUCGGAGCGAUGGAGAGUUUUCACCUCACUCGCACUUCAGCGACUCGGAUGAGACACACGCAGAGAUGCACAGUGAAGACGAGCUGUGUGAACUGAAGCUGAGUCGCAAUCGAGCCUUUUAGAGACGCUGAAACAAAUCCAGACGUCCGUCAGUUCUUUGUGUCAAUCGUAUUCGCCCUAUUUUUUUGUAAUAGGUUUAAGUUUGAAUUGGUUGUUUGACUUCGAUUUUAUGACCAACUGAAUUGUACGAUGUUUGUUAUUGUUGUAGUUUUCUGUAACUUGUACGCCAAUAGAAUCUGGUUGCCUUGUCGUGACAUUGGCGAGAUUCCCCACGCCACGUCAACUGUCUCGCGCAGCAGUGCCAUGGGGCCAGGAUGUCAUGCAAAAACUGUCUUCCGAAAAAAAAGAAAGAAAAAAAAUGUGACCCAAUUUGUGCAUUUAUACGAUAAGAAUACGAUUGGUUGGUUUGUUUGAUUGUUUGUUUGUUUUUUUUUAACUCGAAGAAUUUGCUACUUCUAAACUUCACUUGCACUUUAAACACGGGCCAUAGGCUUGAGAAACACGCUUUGAAAUAGGACGAGAUUUUUCUGUUGUUUGUAUGUAGCCUAGUAAUGCCAAUUUGUCAAGGAUAUUUAAUAUAGCCAUUAGACGUUUUGUACAUUUGUUAAGUUUGAAUAUUCGAUUUCGACGCGAGGUUAUUAUUUGUAUUUAACUUCUGCUUGGAGAUGCCGGUUAAAGUGUCUAUUUAUUUCCGUUUGCCUUAUCUUUUUUAAUGAUAAAAAUUAGCAGAUAUGCCACAUGCUUUAUGUUUUAUUUGAUUUUGGAAUAAUAAAAAAAAAAGAAUCAAAACGC